Messenger RNA from Odontomachus brunneus, 679 nucleotides. RefSeq lists its product as uncharacterized. The transcript is spliced from 3 exons. Bases 97 to 663 code for a protein of 188 amino acids. Lineage: Eukaryota; Metazoa; Arthropoda; Insecta; Hymenoptera; Formicidae. The record is from RefSeq and is a predicted model, not a curated record.
AUCUUUAGUAUUUCAAGAGUAUCACCGUAAAAAAUACGUUGCUUUUGAAUGCAUACUCAAUUACCCAUAUGACGAGCAUUUGUUUCAUAACAAUCGAUGAUCGCCUGCGAAUACCAGAAAAUAUACUAUUGGCAAACGCACGUGGACAUGAACGCUUAUCAAGAAAUAGAGAUUAUAUCAUCAACCGCCAAGUUGGUGGACGCUUCUAAAUACAACUUGCGAUGUAAUCGCAACAUUAGCGAGAAGAUGACAAAGAAAGACUUUGUAUACGAUAUCCGUACACCUGUACAGACCAUGAGAAAGGUCGAAAUGCAGAAACGAUCCAUCAUAUUGCCGAUACAAUUGCGACGAAAACAAAACAUCGACUCAAAAGUGCCGCAAUACACCGUUAUUCCCGAAAAGUUAGGACGUAAUGUCAGUGAUGGUAGUGGUGACGCGACUGUCAUUGCUGAGCAACGCAUUUUAGGAUACAAAUGCAAUUAUUGUCAUGAACCAAUUGCCACUUUACUGUCCUUAUCAACUCAUGUCAAGUUUCAUUGUCAGAAACAUUGUAAGAUAUGUUAUUGGAUUCUACGUGAAAACGAGACAAUGGAACAACAUAUCAUUAAUUACCAUUGCAUUAGACCAGAAAUUGUGCAAUCUGUAAAUCUUAAUAAGAUUUAAGAAUAUUGUUUCUAUA